UUUUUGGAUCAGCGGCUGGUUACGUUUUACGCGACGGACAAACGACCGCAGGAUCGCCCGCUGCAGCUGUGCGAACGCAGUCCUAGGAGUCCCUCGCAUACCCAUCAUUACUCGCCAACCUACUGACUCUGUGUCGGUCGACAGACACACCCUUACCCACGAUCUCUUCUACCGGCUUACAUGAGUUAUGACCGGCAGGCAGACGUGCCUUCGGGCAGGUCUGCAGCCAACCGAGAUGCAGAUGGAGCAAAAAGGGGGGGCUCUGUGCGGGCAGCUCGAGAAAGACUCCACGCACAGCGUCACCAAGCUCCAGGGGGAUCUCCAGAACGAACACGCAUCGUGGGACUACCGGCACGACCAAACCAGUUGGUGUCCCACUUCUCUGUGCAGAAGCCCCAGCAGAUGCCAACUCCGCCCUCGAGUAGCGAAGGUCUUGCUACGGCAGUAUCACCGACGCCACAAUGGCCAUUGCCCAACGACGCCGACGAUGCCAUCGAUGGCUCUGCGUCUCAAUCUCAGGCGCGGUCCACAGACCGUAGACCUCCUCCUCAACGGCCGCCAAGACCGAGUUAUGUUCCCGACAUCGUAAACCACCCCAGACCGACAGACCUGCCUACACAACAGCCUCAGCCAGUUGCGAUGGUCCCGGAACUGACCUAUCAGGAUGAUGAUUAUCUGUCGCCCUCAUACGGAACGAUGUCGUCAAGUUCGAGACCCUUGACCCAAUCCUCGGCUGCUUCGGAAGUCUCCUCAUUAGGCUCAAUACCAGACUUCCCUAUCCCUGCCCAACCGCUUCCUCGGCGGAGUCCAAAUAUCGGUCCACCACCCUCUGCACGUCGAGGUCCAUCGUCGUACUAUUCGCAAAUGUCAUAUGUUUCGCCCAUUGCGGAAGAGGCUGAAAUAAACCGGUCGCACCACGGCUCCUACGCGUCAAGUAAUGUAAUACCAUCGAAUGUACAAGAUUUCUAUUUCGACGAAGAUGCGUCACCUUCAGACGACGACAGACCAAUCUCAGUCGAGAAUGGACGGGAAUCGCGAGCAGGCGACCACGAUGAGCAAAGUGGACUGGUUCGACAAGCAAGUAUUGGCAGGCGAACCAAACCUUCUUUGACGACAAUCAAGUCAGGUGACAGUCUCCGAGUCGACGAUCGUGCUUCCAGCAAACGCAAGGCGGAGAAAAAGAAGCAGGGGUUAGUUGCGCAAGCCGCCAUUGCUGCGGGUGCCACAGGCGGUGCGUUUGCCGCCGGUAUGGGUGCAGCACGAGAGCAGCAAGUCUCCCGGAAUUCGUCGCGCGGCUCUGGAGGGCCUGGGAGCGGGUCAUUGAAUAGUGGAACAGGCCUCCUCGAUCCUUCGUCUUCAUCCUCCGAGUCUCUAGACUCUAUGAAGCCUAAAAAGAACAAAUCCGCAGGAGAGCUGAGACCAAUACCAGCUCAAACGCGUUCCCGCUCUCCUCUAGCUCCCCUCGACUCGAAGCCCGCCCACAGUCCUCGCGACUAUGAAAAGGAAGACGUGGACUCUCCAACUCACCCAUUGCAGAUGCCGACGCGACAGCCGUCGUCAUUAGCGGAACGUGUUGGAAAACGAAGACCUCCUCGCCUGAACGUUGAUGCUGUCAGGGAGGCCGAAGCACGAGGCAGCUUGACUAGUCUUCCGGAUCUCAUCAGACGUGCGACACGCCUUGCAGCGAACCUUGAUCGUGGUAAGACAGCCAGCAGACUAGGGAUGGACUUCUUCGCCGCUUCCGACCUUGAGAAGAGAGACGGAGAACACCGCACAUCUGGUUCAUUAUCUGAUAUUCUGGCAUCAUUCCCGCCGCCUGGUCUUGCAACUCCUACCGGCGAUUACUCUCCAAAUAACCGGCAUAUGUCAAGAUGGCCAUCAGGUCUAGCAAUGGCCGAGACGGCUUCGAUGGGCGACGCGGAACCCAGGAAAUCUGAGCGUCGUCGCCGACGGUGCUGUGGUAUGCCUUUAUGGGCGUUCAUCCUUCUCUUGAUCGUUUUGUUGCUCCUCGUUGCAGCCGCCGUCGUCAUCCCAAUCGUUCUGAUCGUCCUUCCGAGAAUGAGAGACAACAAGCACUCCGCAUCGAAUCCGGGAGCGACUAGCCAAGCUAGCCAAUGCGCCGCGUCUCUCGCGUGCCAGAAUGGUGGUGUAGCAAUCGUCAACCCAGACGCCUCGUGCAGCUGCCUAUGUACUAACGGUUUCACUGGUAAAACAUGUACCAGCGGUACCGACUCAGGUUGUACUACCCAGGAUGUGGAUGGCAUCAAGAGCGCUACUCUAGGCAACGCCCUACCUCGCUUAUUGGAAGACUCGCAAGCAAACUACAGCAUCCCUUUGAACGCUUCGCUCAUUCUUUCCCUCUUCUCCUCCACCAACCUCAGCUGCACCUCGGAAAACGCCCUCGUCACCUUCAAUGGCCUAUCCUCCCGCUCCGUUGACUUUAACCUACCUCUUCUCAACAACGUGGACUCACCGCCAGCCUUGUCAGCCUCAAUCCCAGCUUUGACGCCACGUCCCGAGGCCCGUCACAUCCAGGUUCGUCAAGACCGCGCCACCAGCAACGGCCUCAUCAUCGCGGCUUCGGCAACUUCGCCUCCCACUUCAACCCGCACUAGUGGUGGGUCUCCAGCGGCGACCGAGACCCUCGCCACCGUGAAUAACGCCACCGCGCUCGACUUUGCCCGUGUGGGUGUACUUCUCGUCCUACAAGAGUCUCGCGAAAUAAACACGGCGGUCGCGGCGCAAGAGAACCUGCAGACCUUCUUUGAGGGACGCGGCGACAACAGUGACAAUGCUGGCAGCGUCGACCUGGGAAGCAAUUUCUCGAUUGAUCUCGUCAACCUCACAAUCAGUCUAAGCAAUGGGACUAUAGUUGGCUCUAGUGCAGCUGGAAACGCGACAAAGACUCAUUGAUGCAUCAGAAAAGGAACUCCAUCAAUCGCCUAGUUGUCCCUUAUUUAUACCCCGAACCCAGUACCCGAUCCUGAUACCCGAUAGCUUGUGCACGAUGCCCGCCAUACAUGCCUUAUCAAACCUCCCUCCAUAUCUUUUUACAUUCUUCUAUCUACCACUAUUUU
Molecule: messenger RNA, 3077 nt
Organism: Mytilinidion resinicola
Lineage: Eukaryota; Fungi; Ascomycota; Dothideomycetes; Mytilinidiales; Mytilinidiaceae
Exons: 1
Coding region: 181-2913 (910 amino acids)
Source: RefSeq, a predicted model, not a curated record